This is a messenger RNA of Nematolebias whitei (Rio pearlfish), 3072 nucleotides long. Its product is annotated as inactive ubiquitin carboxyl-terminal hydrolase 53. Bases 1 to 3072 code for a protein of 1023 amino acids. Lineage: Eukaryota; Metazoa; Chordata; Actinopteri; Cyprinodontiformes; Rivulidae. The record is from RefSeq and is a predicted model, not a curated record. The transcript is spliced from 16 exons. Gene Ontology annotation, cellular component: cell-cell junction. Gene Ontology annotation, molecular function: cysteine-type deubiquitinase activity. Gene Ontology annotation, biological process: sensory perception of sound; protein deubiquitination; response to auditory stimulus.
AUGGCAUGGUACAAGUUCUUCAAAAAGCCGGGGGGCAACCUGGGGAAGUCGUUCCAGCCGGGGAGCAUGAUGUCUCUGGCCCCGACCAAAGGGCUGCUGAACGAACCCGGCCAGAACAGCUGCUUCCUCAACAGCGCUGUACAGGUCUUGUGGCAUCUGGACAUCUUCAGACGCAGCUUGAGACAGCUACCUGGGCAUUUCUGCCUCGGUGAAUCCUGCAUUUUCUGUGCAUUAAAGAGCCUUUUCACCAAGUUCCAGCAGAGUCAAGAGCGCGCCCUGCCUUCUGACGACCUGCGUCAAGCCUUGGCAAAGACCUUUGAGGACGAGCAGCGCUUCCAGCUGGGCUACAUGGACGAUGCCGCCGAGUGCUUUGAAAAUAUCCUGGAGAGGAUCCACUUGCACGUAGUGUCUGAGGAGACCGACGCCUGCACCUCCCAGUCCUGCAUCACGCAUCAGAAGUUUGCUAUGGCACUUUACGAGCAGUCUGUGUGCCGUAGCUGUGGAGCUUCCUCCGACCCGCUGCCCUUCACCGAACUCGUACAUUACGUCUCCACCACAGCACUUUGUCAGCAGACCCAUCAGCGGCGCGAAGAGUCUUUUGGGGAAGUGUUACAAGUAGCAAGUACAAUCGGAGACCUUCGAAACUGCCCCAGCAACUGCGGCCAGAAGAUCAAGAUCAGACGAGUCCUCAUGAACUGCCCGGAAAUUGUUACCAUCGGCUUUGUGUGGGACUCCGAUCAGUCGGAUCACACGGAGGACGUUAUCCGCUCUCUGGGGCCUCAUCUCAGCCUCUCUGCGCUCUUCUACCGGGUCACAGACGAACGCGCCAAGAAGGCAGAGCUGCUGCUUGUGGGGAUGAUCUGCUACACCAGCCAACACUACUGUGCCUUCGCCUACCACACCAAAUCCUCCAAAUGGGUCUUCUUUGAUGAUGCAACAGUGAAAGAGAUUGGUUCCAGGUGGAAAGAUGUGGUCAUCAAGUGUAUUAAAGGUCACUUCCAGCCUCUCCUCCUGUUUUACGCCGACCCUGAUGGGAGUGCCAUCAUCACAGAAGAUGCCUCAAAACCAAACAUCAGCCAUCCCCAAAACAAGACCUCAGUUAAUGGAGAUGUACAAGGCUCGGAGCCUCACAUUUUUGUACAGAAGAAGCUGGAACUAACCAAAGAGAACUUGAAGGCUGUGCUGGGCCACGAUCCUCAAAAACACAAAACUUCUUCCACUCUGACCAAGAGCAGCAGCGGAUGGGGACAAGUGAAAACUGUCACCAACGAGCCCAAGAGUCGCUUCCGAGAUUUCUCCAAAGAGGUUGCCCAGAGAGCGGGAGAACAGCGAGGAAUGCAUUCAUCCAGAAGAGAUGCUGAUCGGAGCGGUCAGCGGAGGUUGGACCCGCGUCACAGAGAUCCAGGUCAGGACAAGACCUACUCCCGCUCCGCCUCUCCUCCAGAGAACGGCUUCAAGCAACACAUAGACACCAGGCUGUACAGCAGCCAAGGAAAAGGUCCGAUCAAGAGCGAACGAACGCCACACCUUAGCAGCCGGCCCGCCCACGAGGCAUCUCGCUCCCACCAGAGGCUCCCACAAGUGUUGCCCACGAUAAACAACAACCGUCAUGGCUGGAGACUGGACCACCACCAUUCCAACGGAUACGACACGGACAGCAGCCAGGACUCCAGGCAUCGAAAUGGAGCGAACAGCCGCAGCAGGUCCAAUCCUCCGUGGAGGCCCAUGCGGGAUGCGUUGAAUGUGGACAGCGUCUUGAGCAGCACUGAUGUCGGGAACCCAGUAAGAGAUGAGCGACGGCACCACAGCCCUCGAAGGAGGCCCAGCAGCCAGUCGCCGACACGAGAGCGUGACCAAGAUUUCACGUGGGGAGGCCGGGACGAACGCAAACCCAAGAGCCUGAUGACCAUCUAUGAAGACGAGCAGAAGCAGGAAACCAGGGGCAGCCGAAGCUCGCUGAACUCGGUGGGCAAGGACAGGUCCAAGGACUCGGCGACUCUUAAAGUACACAACGACAACUGGAAGAUCCAGAGAACCGAGUCUGGGUACGAAAGCAGCGACAGACUCAGCAACGGCUCAGCAAAUCUGGACUCCCCUGUUGUCGAGGGCCUUUCCUCCAAAGACCUCCGGCCCGUACCCGAGCUGCAGCCGAUGAGGGAUCAGUUUACUCUGAGGGGAAGUGAUGAUUUGAGAGCUGAUGUGUUGUACUCUGCGUUUUCUACUCGCGAACAAGGACGACAUUCUCCAGAUCUCCAAGACUCCAGCCUGUCCAACCAGUACAUGAAAAGAAGAAGAGGCUUUCGAUUCACGCCGGGACUCUCCGAAAAGAACAAUGACCCGGAUAGCGAACCAGAUGACAUCAGCCCCAUAAGCCCCAUUCCCCCCCUCUUGACAAAGACCAGCAGCUCUGAGUGGAACAGCUCAGACGACCUCGCCGGACUUCUUUCUGACCAAGAAGGUACUGGUACGGCUCACGUGGACUCGCGCAGUCUCCCUCCUCCUUUACCUCAGAAAACCUUGGGCUCUAAUCUGUCUGGCGUCCACGCCACACCAAGGGAGGUGCCGCCGCGGCUGAGCCCCCGCAACGAGUCCACAAACGGCUUACCCAUCCCCUCGCACGCCAACAUGCGGUGGUGGAUCGAGACCCCCACCGAGCACAGACUUUCAUCCGACACUAGUUCCAGGUCGGGCUCGUCGGACCAAGACCGGAACGAUCUGUCGGCGAGUGAAAGCGAUGACAGGUUACCAAGUCCAAACCCACGACCUGGUGAUGGUACGGACUCCCCGUCCCUGACGGAGAAGGUUCUCCCCACCACUUUCUUCUCUGUGGACAGCUGUAUGACGGACACUUACCGGGCCAAAUACCACAAGAAGCCUGGCUUGUACAGGAAGGCAGAGGACCACACCUCAUCAGGGGAGAGUGACGCCGAAGGAAGAGGUCUCGGUGUAGCAAAGGUUCAACCCACUGAGCCUUCAAGGAGCAAACCAGACGCAGGUCGUUCUAAUGCAAAGACCUUUGCAAAGUGGAAUCCAGUUACUCCAAAAGGUCUCGACGAGCACGGCUUCCUGUGA